Salarias fasciatus (jewelled blenny) is the source of this 3965-nucleotide messenger RNA. It is a transcript of the gene pamr1b, whose product is annotated as peptidase domain containing associated with muscle regeneration 1b. Lineage: Eukaryota; Metazoa; Chordata; Actinopteri; Blenniiformes; Blenniidae. The record is from RefSeq and is a predicted model, not a curated record. Gene Ontology annotation, biological process: proteolysis. The coding region runs from base 54 to 3566 and encodes 1170 amino acids. The transcript is spliced from 14 exons. Gene Ontology annotation, molecular function: serine-type endopeptidase activity.
GGGUAGGUGAUGUCAGCUGAGUUCAGAAAGUAAACAGAGUUCCAGACUGCAGCAUGCUGUCUGCGGGACCGGGACUGCAACUGAGGCAAACUCAUGGGGGCGCCCAAUCGAUCCCCUGGAACAGCACCCCUGUUUCUAGGAAAACCUGGCUGAUCUCUGUCACCCUCUUUGUGGUCAUCUCCAUACCCCAAGGAACAGCAUGGCCCUACGACUACAGGUACUUGUACAACCACUGUCCGGGCCCCGAGUGGAGCGUGAUGUGCAGAGGCUGCUGCGAGUACGACGUGAUCCGCUGUAAGUGCCCCCUUCAGGGGACUCCGGUGGGCUACGCAGUGCCCUGCUGCCGCAACUCCGCCAACGAGUGUGACCCCUGCAUCUACCACCAAGGUUGCAGCAUUUUUGAGAACUGUAAGCGCUGCAACAACGGGACAUGGGGCCCUCGAGACAACUUCUUCAUCAAUGGCGAGUUCUGCGCCGAAUGCCGGCCCGGCUGGUCCGGCGGAGACUGCAUGAAGUGUGGGGGUGUUAUUCGGAAACAGCAAGGCCACCUGGUGCUGGAGAGCUAUCCCAACAACGCUCGGUGCGAGUGGACAAUACAAGUGGACAAACCGUUCACCAUCGAUCUCAGGUUCAUGAUGUUGAGCCUGGAGUUUCAUCACUCUUGCCGUUACGACUACGUGGAGGUGCGGGACGGAGACAGCCUCAACUCGCGUGUCAUCGGUCGAUUCUGUGGGAACAACAGGCCUCUUCCGCUGCAGAGCUCCGGCAACAGUCUGCACAUUCUCUUUGUGUCUGAUGGCUACAAGAACUUCGACGGCUUCUUUGCCACUUUUCAGGAGAGCUCAGCGUGCAGCUCUUCCCCUUGCCUGCAUGACGGGACUUGCAUCCUGGACAGUUCCUACACUUACCACUGUGCCUGCCUGGCCGGCUACACCGGCAAAAGAUGUGAACAUGUGGUGGGAUGCCGCAGGCCACCAGUUCCCGCCCACGGUUCCACUGAGGGCGUUUUUCACCACUCUGGUGCGCGCAUCACUUAUCGCUGCGACCCAGGGUUCGAGCUGCAGGGCUUUCGUACCGCCAUCUGCCUGCAGGAUGGCACCUGGAGUGCGCCUGCCCCUCAGUGUGUGCCGGUGGAAAGAGUCUGUACUCUGCCGCCCAGGCCGGCUCAUGGGGACCACUUCUUGGUUUAUGGUCCCAACGAUGUCCUCAUUGCUUUGCAAUACCUGUGCCACAAACCAUACGAAAUCAGAGGGAGCUCCCAGAGGACCUGCCUUCCAAACAACACAUGGAGCGGGACCGCUCCACUUUGCACAAAAGUGAAUAACACCCUUACUGAGGCAGAAAAGGAUAGAGACAAAACGAAAGAGCCCGACACAGGCGAAGAGGCAGAUAAACAUAGUGACAAAGAUAUCAGCGAAACUGAAAAGAAAGGUCAAGACACAAGUGGAGAAAAGGAAAGUGUUGGAGGGGAAGAUAUAAACAUCGGACAAGAGAAUACACCAGUUGUCCGCACAGAAGAUAAAUACACCGUGACCAUUCCAGAGAAAACUGCAACCGAGGGCAGAAAUAACGGAGAGCUGGAGGAGAGAAAUACUGGGUCAGAAAAGCCCACUGGAGGCACACAAGAUAAAGUAGACAGUAAAGACCCAGAUAACAGCCUGAAUACCGUCGAGGAGAAGGAGCCAGAGUCACAAAAACCACCUGAGAGAAGAGGCGAGGGUCCAAGCACGAAGCUGGAAACGGGGAAAACAGAUGUCACUGAAGCAGUGAGUAAAGACAAGGGACAGGCAGAGAAGGAAAGGAAGGAGGAGCAGGUGAACGGGAAAAGAGACCCGGACAAAGUAGGGCCCAACGACACCAAGCUGAGGACGGUCAUAUCCGAGGGCCACAACACCGUGGAGAUCUUCGAACUGGAAAUGAUGACGAACAACACGUUUAGGUACGAGACCAAAGACACAAGAAGAGUGAACAAUACCAUCGUAUCGACAACUUCAGGGAGGAAGAUCACUCCCACCAGAGUCAAUAUGACCAUGUACAGAGCAGUGGAGGAAAAAGUAGCGCCAAGAAAGGAACCUUCAGAGAAAACUAAGGAGGAGCUGGAAAGGGAGAGAGAGAAAGAAAAGGAGAAAGAAGUCAACCAAAGCUUUACAGACAAACCCUGCCCGCCUCCGCCUCGCCUUUACCACGGCUACCACCACACGGUGCCAGGGCUGGAGCCCCAAACGGUGGAGUUCAUGUGUAACCACUCCUACGCCCUGAGCGGCGACUCCAGACGGACCUGCCAGCCGGAUGGCACAUGGAGCGGCAAGCCGCCGCUCUGCGUCAGAGCCUGUCGAGAGCCCAAAGUGUCAGAGCUGGUUAAACAAAGAGUUCUCCCCCCUCAGGCCCCUUCCAGAAAAACACCUGUGCACAAGCUCUACUCCUCUGCUCUGGGCCAACAGCUGCAGUCUCUCAGCCCAACUAAAGCCCCUCCAGUGCUUUCCCAGUUGCCCAAGGGCUUCCACCAUCUUUACACACACAUAGAGUAUGAGUGUGCGUCUCAGUUCUACCAGCACGCCGGCAGCUCGCGGCGCACCUGCCUGAAGACUGGCAAGUGGAGCGGACGCCAUGUGUCCUGCUCACCAGUGUGUGGGAAGCACCCCACCUUUGACCCCCAGAGGCCGGAAGAGGCUCACUGGCCCUGGCUGGCAGCCAUCUACCGCCGCUCCACCAAGGACGCAGAGAUCAAGGUGACGAAGGCAGACGGCCAGGCGGGCUCCCCGAAGAAGGACGGUGCAGCAGGAGACGGCAACUACAACCGGGCCUCGGACUGGCAGCUGGUCUGCAGCGGGGCUCUGGUCAACCAGAGGAGCGUGGUGGUGGCGGCUCACUGUGUGACGGAGCUGGGAAAGGUGUACCCUCUGGACGCAGCCAAAAUCAAAGUGGUGGUUGGGAAGCACUACCGCGACGACCACAGAGACAGCAAAGGGCUUCAGCACCUGAGGGUUGCCUCUAUCGUUGUUCAUCCAAACUACGACCCCAAUAUUCUCGACUCAGACAUGGCUGUGAUCAAGACGUUUGACAAAGCCAGGAUUGGAGAGAAAGUCCUGCCUCUCUGCCUCUCGGAGAGCCAGGAGGAGGAGCUGACCUCCGGUCAGGGGCUCGUCACCGGCUGGUCUCCUCUGCCCGAUUCGAGCUUGGGCUCUGAUGAGAGGGCGAGGGUCGGCCUGGUCCACCUGGCCGACGUCGUCCCGUGCGAGCAGCAAUAUGCCCGUAACGGCGUGCCCGUCAGCGUGACGGACAACAUGCUCUGCGCCAGCCAGAAGCCCGACUACGGGCCGUCGAACAUAUGUCCCUCUGACACCGGAGGGGUCCUGGUCCUCCCUGCAGACUCUGAAGACCAAACCAGCAGCAGCAAGACGCACUAUCCCGGUUUUAAACAGGCACAGGGGGCGAACAAAGGGCUGUGGAAACUUCUGGGACUGGUCAGCUUCGGAUACGAUCAGGGGGAGUGUGACCCCGACCUCUACACGGUCUACACACGCGUAGCCAACUUCAAAGACUGGAUCGAAAGCAGCAUGAAAUAAAACUCAGACAGUCGUUAUCUUCAACUCUGCCUGUUUUUUAAGCGUAUUAAUUUUGUCUAAGAGAUUUUUAGUCUGAUGCACAACAAGGGCAUUAUCUGAUUGAAUGCAGAAGCAACACUGGACAGUGCAGUGCUCGAGCUGAAGGGGGUGCUAACACAUCGGAUGUGCUGAGCAGGAACCUUUUGUCUGAAGACUUCAGUGUUCAGGUCUCAGCCUGAGCUUCAAGACUUGAAAAUGACCAAUGAACCUCUCAGCUGAGCAUCCGGCUGAUGAUGGUUUGGAUUGUACUCAUGUAUAUAUAUACAUAUUAUUGUAUCAAAUCCAUAUGACUCCUGGGAUGUACAUAUUGUAUUGAAUGAGUGAAAAACCUUUUUUUUUUUUUAAUUAAAUAAAAUGUUG